Messenger RNA from Limanda limanda (common dab), 1598 nucleotides. Its product is annotated as excitatory amino acid transporter 1-like. The coding region runs from base 1 to 1581 and encodes 526 amino acids. The transcript has 9 exons. Gene Ontology annotation, molecular function: L-glutamate transmembrane transporter activity; glutamate:sodium symporter activity; neutral L-amino acid transmembrane transporter activity. NCBI's taxonomy places the organism in Eukaryota, Metazoa, Chordata, Actinopteri, Pleuronectiformes, Pleuronectidae. The record is from RefSeq and is a predicted model, not a curated record. Gene Ontology annotation, cellular component: plasma membrane. Gene Ontology annotation, biological process: D-aspartate import across plasma membrane; L-aspartate import across plasma membrane; L-glutamate import across plasma membrane.
AUGCAGCGAUUCAGGGAAGGAGUUCACAUCCGCACCAUGAAGGCCAAGAGGAAAGUGGAGGAGGUCUCCAAAGAGGACGUCCAGGCUUUCCUGAAGAAGAACGCCUUCGUGCUCUUCACCGUGGGAGCCGUGGUUGUGGGAGUCGCUCUGGGUUUCGCGCUGCGUCCGUACAAGAUGACCUAUCGAGAGGUGAAGUACUUCUCCUUCCCUGGAGAGCUGCUGAUGAGGAUGCUUCAGAUGCUGGUUCUGCCCUUACUGGUUUCCAGUCUCAUCACAGGAAUGGCAGCUUUAGACAGCAAAGCCUCAGGGAAGAUGGGCAUGAGAGCCGUGAUCUACUACAUGUCCACGACCUUCAUCGCAGUCUUCGUCGGCAUCAUCAUCGUCCUCAUCAUCCAUCCGGGAAAAGGAUCCAAAGAAGAGUUUGGAAAGCAGCAGAAGAUCGAGCAAGUCAGUCCAGCGGAUGCCUUCUUGGAUCUGAUCAGGAACAUGUUUCCACCGAACCUGGUCCAAGCCUGCACUCAGCAGUUCAAAACCAAGUACGGGAAGCGAGUCGUCCACGUGACGCUGACGGUGAACGAAACGCUCUUCAACUCCACCAACGGCACGCAGGAGGUCAUGGAGUCGACCCGGGAGGAGGUGAUCCCGGUGCCGGGUCAGGUGAACGGGGUCAACGCCCUCGGGCUGGUGGUCUUCUCCAUGUGCUUCGGGCUGAUAAUUGGGAACAUGAAGGAGCAGGGCCAGGUCCUCAGGGAUUUCUUCGACAGCCUCAACGAAGCGAUCAUGCGCCUGGUGGCCAUCAUCAUGUGGUACUGCCCGAUCGGGAUCCUGUUCCUCAUCGCAGGAAAGAUCGUGGAGAUGGACGACCUGACCCAGAUGGGAGGCCAGCUGGGCAUGUACACCAUCACGGUCAUCAUCGGCCUGCUGAUCCACGGCGUGCUGAUCCUUCCCACGCUUUACUUUGUCAUCACUCGGCAGAACCCUUUCAUCUUCAUCGCUGGGCUGCUGCAGGCGCUGGUCACGGCCCUGGGGACGUCCUCCAGCUCGGCCACGCUACCCGUCACCUUCAAGUGUCUGGAGGAGAACAAUAAGAUCGACAAGCGGAUCACGCGCUUCGUGCUGCCCGUGGGCGCCACCAUCAACAUGGACGGCACCGCCCUGUACGAAGCCCUGGCGGCCAUCUUUAUUGCUCAGGUUAACAACAUGGAGAUGAACUUUGGUCAGAUCCUCACAAUAAGUAUCACAGCGACAGCCGCGAGCAUCGGAGCGGCCGGGAUCCCUCAGGCCGGCCUGGUUACCAUGGUGAUCGUACUGACCUCUGUCGGACUGCCCACCGAUGACAUCACUCUCAUCAUUGCAGUCGAUUGGUUUCUGGAUCGUCUGCGCACGACCACCAACGUCCUCGGGGACUCGAUCGGCGCCGGCAUCGUGGAGUUCCUGUCCCGGCAAGAGCUCCGCAGCAAGGACGUGGAGAUGGGCAACUCGGUGCUGGAGGAGAAGGAGAGGAAGAAACCGUACAAGCUCAUCUCCCAGGACAGUGAUCUGGAAAACGAUAAACGUGCUCACAGCGAGUCCCACAUGUAGUCCACAUCUGUCCACAU